Branchiostoma floridae (Florida lancelet) is the source of this 2786-nucleotide messenger RNA. RefSeq names its product polycomb complex protein BMI-1-A-like. The record is from RefSeq and is a predicted model, not a curated record. Gene Ontology annotation, molecular function: promoter-specific chromatin binding. Gene Ontology annotation, biological process: negative regulation of transcription by RNA polymerase II. Bases 269 to 1273 code for a protein of 334 amino acids. The transcript has 10 exons. NCBI's taxonomy places the organism in Eukaryota, Metazoa, Chordata, Leptocardii, Amphioxiformes, Branchiostomatidae. Gene Ontology annotation, cellular component: PRC1 complex.
GCAUGCAGUCACGUGAUCAAUUACAGCGUCUGCCCCCGAUACCUUGCUGCGAGAGCCCGCAAUCGGUCGCCGAGCGAUCCAGCUCCGUUUUCGUCAAUUUUCGGACCCCUCGCGACGUUUUGGAGACCAAAAUCUAGGAGGAUUCUUGACGAGGACCCCCCUACGUCCACCGUCCUCCUGAUACCCCGGAUGCUGACGUCAUCUUUGUUGUUGCGGUGAUUGGGUGGCGGGAAACGAGAGAAGCCUGGCUGCGCACGCGCACGGGAAGAUGCACCGCACCACGCACCUCCCCAUCACCGAGCUCAACCCCCACCUCAUGUGCGUGAUCUGCGGGGGCUACUUCAUCGACGCCACCACCAUCAUUGAGUGUUUACACUCGUUCUGUAAGACGUGCAUCGUGAAGUACCUGGACACCAGUAAGUACUGUCCCGUCUGCGAUGUCCAAGUUCACAAGACUCGACCCUUGCUCAAUAUACGAGCGGAUAAGACCCUACAGUCCUUGGUGUACAAGCUCGUGCCCAACUUGUUUAAAGAUGAGAUGAAAAGACGGCGUGAUUUUUACGGCCAGUACCCAGACCAGGACCUGGCGGCGUCCAGUGAGGAGAGAGGGGAGGUGGAGGAUCUACAGAUCUACACACCUGACGAGCACAUCAGCCUCUCACUGGAGUAUUACAGAGAAUCUGAAGGAGGGUCGACGGGUGAAUCGGAUCAGGACAAAGACGAAACAGAGACUCAGACGAGACCGGAGAAACAGGACACAUCCCCCAAAUCUGACGGCAAGCGGAAGAACGGAGAAACUGAUGACGUUGUUUACCCGGAGAAGCGGUUCCUGAACUGCCCGGCUGCCGUCACAGUUUCUCACCUCAGGAAGUUCGUCAGAAACAAGCUGGACGUGCCGCCGAUCUUCAGGGUUGAGAUUAUGUAUGGAGACGAACCACUGAAGGAUGACUACACACUUAUGGACAUAGCGUAUAUCUACACGUGGAGAAGGAACGGCCCCCUCCCCCUGACCUACCGUGUUCUAGAGAACCCCAGUAAAAGACUGAGGUCGGAGUCAGACGAGCCGGGAGGUAGCGUGAACGGGGAGGGCAGCAGUAGUAGUAGCACCACGACGGAGCUUGCGCCGGCAGAAACCGUCACAACAGCCUCUACGUCAUCACAACCACAGACAGGACCAACGGAAGCACUGGACCUGCGCAGCACGUCUCCAGCCAGUGCGCAGGCGCAGGAGCGACCAAACGGAGGUGUACCGGUACCGGGGGAUACCGGAUGACUCUGUGUUGGCAGGGGGAGGGUCAGGGGCAGGUCAAAGAGCAGGUCAAAGGGCAGGUCAAAGGGCAGAUCUAAGGAUAGAAGCAGGUCAAAAACACGCCGGCUAAAAAGGAGAAAUAAGCAUAUAGACGACUCGGAAAUAGCUGCAAGGUUGCAGAGUUUGAUUUUAGCGUGAUGCAAAACGCUUCUGGCUGAAAUGUAUAUCAUUGUUGAUAUAACACUAUCUUUCGUUUGAUAAUUCUUCAUUUUCAUGCAUUUUUUCCAGUAAGGCCGCUACAACAUCCCCCGAAAGAUAAUGCAAUUAAAUAACAUAAACCAUUAUCACCAUGUAAAUAAUGCAAAAUGACGACUAUAAGUACAUCUCGGAUAAUAAUGAAGUUCAUGGUUCUAAGUACGUAUGCGGGAGGUCAAAGGUGAGGGCACCUGACACAUAGAAAAAACAUGCCAGAUUGACCUUUGAUCUUGUGCAUGCGCACUCAGAAAUGUGAAACUCCUUAUACAGUAGUUCUUGACAGAAAAGAAUAAUGACCAUGUCAUCAGUAGCAGCUCUGUAUAAAAUGCAUUAACCCCUCUGAAAUGCUACCACUUCUUGUACAUGCUAAUUAACGGUUUUUAGGUUUAAUAAUUCAACUAGCCAUCAACAAGCAUUCGUUUUACUUAGGCUGCAUCCUUACACAAAGUAUUUUAUCAUGAAUGACUUUAUUCAAAAUUAGAUAAUAUUAUUUAAUAUUAUUGUCUACUGGAGGAUUGGGGAUGUCAUAGUGUUAAGAAUACGUUUGUAUUAUGGUUUAGACUUUAGAGUCACAAAGCUAGGUAUUGACACAUAGUUGCGUUUCUUAAAAACUUCAGAUCUAUUGAAGAAUCAUCAAGGUUAUCAUGCAUUUGAAGUACAUGACGGUUGAGGUAAAGGAAGACAUACAGCACUAUUUAUGAGGCGGUGGGGGCAGUACUUUUUAAAACAAAGGAAGAGGUGUAUUACUGGUUAAGCCUAAUUAAUGACUACAACUAGCUCAUUUAUUUUUCGAUAGACUCGAGCAACAACCAUUAAUUGUUUGAUGACCAGAUAUAGCAAGGAUAUAGCAAAACUAAAGCCCUUUAGUAUAUUGAUGAUGCUCAAAAGUUUUUCCACCCUUCUGAUUGGUGGUAAAAAACACACCUGACCCUGAUUCUCCUCAUGCCAGGAUCAGUUUAGGCUCCGCUCUUGUGGUGUGGCCAAAAAUAUAUUUAAGAGAGCUUGGCACAAACUGAGCUGUGCCACGGUACUAGUGCAAAAAAUUAACCUUACAGAGCUCUGUAACAGUUUACUUUAGUGCCGAGAAAAUGUGUAAACUUAGUACUACUACUGGGUUGGUGGAAAACAUAGUCCAGUCUGACAGAAAAAAAAACAGUGCACCAGGUUUUCUACCAACCCAACAGCUACCAUGUACAAUUAGGUUAGUCUCCAAGCAGAUCACUAUGGGGCUAGCAAUAUCCAGCCAGCCAGAGGUGUCAUUCCAAGGACACAGAGUAAGAUA